AUGAUACGACGAUUGAAGCAGGGUCACGCCGAACUUAAGGACCACAUCAACGAGGUCGCCUUUACCAUCGGCACUCUGCCGACACCUUCCACCGACGAACAGAACCAGGGCCAAGCAAAGCUUGAAAAAGCCUCGAGGAGCGCUUCGCUGAGAUGGAGGAGAGAGUGCAGGGACUUGAGCACACUCGAGGCGAUGCUGGAGGAACGCAAGGUUGCCGGUGAGCAGGCUCCCAUGGAGAAUCCCGCCGAGGAGGACCAGCGAUAG
Anthostomella pinea is the source of this 264-nucleotide messenger RNA. The record is from the annotation of a GenBank genome assembly. Lineage: Eukaryota; Fungi; Ascomycota; Sordariomycetes; Xylariales; Xylariaceae.